Molecule: messenger RNA, 2054 nt
Organism: Micropterus dolomieu (smallmouth bass)
Lineage: Eukaryota; Metazoa; Chordata; Actinopteri; Centrarchiformes; Centrarchidae
Product: serum response factor-like
Exons: 8
Coding region: 361-1866 (501 amino acids)
Biological process (GO): positive regulation of transcription by RNA polymerase II
Molecular function (GO): protein dimerization activity; serum response element binding; DNA-binding transcription factor activity, RNA polymerase II-specific
Source: RefSeq, a predicted model, not a curated record
CUUAUGUGGAGCGGAGUGAUCGUGGGGAGGCCGGGCCUCGCUGGUACCGACAGAAACAGAACUUUGGAACUUUAUUCUGGACUUUGGCAGAAACGGGACCGGGUUUUAUGAUGAGGGUUGUCCCGGGUUCCCCCCCGGAGUGCUCCGGCCGCUCGACCUCGGCUCUCGGCGGUUUCCGGAGCUUCCGGAUGAACAGAUAGCUUCACUUGUUGCUAAAGUAGCCGCUAGCUUAGCUUAGCUUAGCGGUCCUGUUAGCCGACUCUACCCGGACUGUGAGCUCGGAGCCCCGGGGACGUGUUGGUGUUCACACCGCUAACAGGAGCUUUGGGUCUCGGGCCCGGGGCGGGGAGCGGAUCCGGGAUGGGCACCAGAACCGGAGUCGGGCGCGCGGGCAACGGAACCGGAAUCAGCAGCCUGAACACCGGAGCAGCAGCCUCAGAGUCCGACGGAGUCCAGUUUGACGACAGGGAGUACACCACCGAGGUGAUCUACAGCGGCUCGGACCAGGACCAGGACCAGGACUCGGACUCCGGGGACGACGAGGACACGGCGGGUUCAGGCGGGGACCGGAGAGGCGUGAAGCGAGAGAGGAGGGAGCGGGGGGUCCGCCAUCAGUCCGCCGCCUCCGGGGGCCUGAGCAGGGGCUACGGAGGGGUCAGCCCCGUGGCCCCUGGAGCCAAACCCGGUAAGAAGACCAGAGGAAGGGUCAAGAUCAAGAUGGAGUUCAUAGACAACAAACUGAGGCGGUACACGACCUUCAGCAAGAGGAAGACCGGGAUCAUGAAGAAGGCGUACGAGCUGUCCACGCUGACCGGGACUCAGGUGUUGCUGCUGGUCGCCAGCGAGACGGGUCACGUGUACACCUUCGCCACCAGGAAGCUGCAGCCCAUGAUCACGUCGGAGACGGGCAAAGCUCUGAUCCAGACCUGCCUCAACUCUCCGGACUCCCCGCCUCGCUCAGACCCCUCCUCCGACCAGAGGAUGAGCGCCACGGGCUUCGAGGAGACCGACCUCACCUACCAGGUGUCCGAGGCCGACGGCUGCUCCGAGGCCGCCAAGGACCUGAUCAAACCAGCGUUCACCGUGUCCAGCCCCCCCGGCACCACCCAGACCUCCUGCUGCUCCACGGUCCAGGUGCAGACCAGCGCCCCCUCCUGGCAGCCGCCCUCCUCCUCCAACGGGACGGUGCUGAAGACGUCGGCCGGCGUCGUGCUUCCCGGAGGCUUCACCUUGAUGUCAGGUAACCCUCUGCCCCCCGGCGCACACACCAUCCCCCUCAGCCAGCUGCAGGGCCAGCCUCUAGCCAUCCAGGGCCCCGUGGCCCCGGGCCCCGCUGCCAAGCUGCUCGCUCCCCACACACAGCCGACCACGCUGCUCCGCCUCCCCGCCACCGUGUCACUGUCAGGAGGCGGAGUUUCUCAGCAGCUACAGACCAUCCAGGUUCAGCACAGCGGUCAGCAGACCUCCACCAAUCAGAGCAGCUCAGACAUCCACAUCCCCGCCUCCUCCACAGCCGGCCUCCCUGCCUGCAUCGUCUCCUCCUCCUCCUCGCCCUCCUCCUCCUCCUCAGUGACAGGUCACAUGAUGUAUCCCGGCGGGCACACGGUGAUGUACGCCGCACCGACGUCCUCGCUGGCCGACGGCAGCCUCGCCGUGCUCAACACCUUCCCUCCGACGGGCCACGCCCAGUCACAUGACCCCGCUUCUCUCCCGCAGGUCUUCCUCACCUCGCUGCCUCCGGUCGGCGCCCAGAUCCCCGUUUCUGCAGUCCAGCUGCACCCGAUGCUCAUCAGUCAGCAGAGCAGCAGUAACCUGACGGAGCUGCAGGUCGUCAGUCUGGACGUCCACCAAUCAAAAGACGACUGACGGUCAGGUGACGGUCAGGUGACGGUCAGGUGACCUCCUCUGGACUCAUGGACUCUUGUUUUGUUUUUGUUUCCUGCGGUCGGUUUGUUUACUUUUCUUUGUUGUCGUCAUCAUGUAAACAACAGCAUCUCAGACAGGAAGUGACCUACAGUCAGCGAGCUUUCCACAAUAAAGUGUGAGGAAACAUU